Molecule: messenger RNA, 2038 nt
Organism: Ziziphus jujuba (common jujube)
Lineage: Eukaryota; Viridiplantae; Streptophyta; Magnoliopsida; Rosales; Rhamnaceae
Exons: 3
Coding region: 233-1762 (509 amino acids)
Cellular component (GO): cytosol
Source: RefSeq, a predicted model, not a curated record
AAAAAAAAAAAAAAAAGGGGGAGCCGCCAAACUCUAUCUUUUGGUUAAUCCAAGAAAUAAAAAAAAUGGAACACGACGAGAGGCAGACUGGAAACUUCUUAUUUCUAUUUUUCCUCUUCACAGUCGACGGAAGCGGAAUCCGGCGGCCAACAAUCCUCUCUCGUAACUUUAACCUCUCUCCUUCGACUGGGUGGUUGACACAUUGUAGUUUGGUUGGGAAGAAUAUUGAGAGAUGAAUUCACUACCAUUAAUUCGUGGUCAAGCAACGGAAGAUUCAAUGCGGGUAGAAUUGUAUAUAGGAGAAGAUGUUCUUCAGGCAUUGUAUAGUGCAUCAAACUCAUCAACUCUGCAAAAAUCCAUGGAGCUUCUAAUUGAAACUUCAAGAACUGAAAUUGUUCGAGCAGAGCUCGCUUCUAAACAAAUGGUGCCUCUAGUCAUUCGGCUCAUUCAAUCUCUCCCAUACCCCGCUGCAAGUCAAUAUCUUGCACUGUCUUUGAAGCUCCUAAGAAAUCUUUGUGCAGGAGAGAUUGCAAAUAUGAACUCAUUCAUUCAACACAAUGGAGUUGAAGUUAUUUUGAAUGUUUUGAGGUCUGCAAGGCUUUGUUCUGAACACACAGAGCCGGAUUAUGGUAUCAUUCGUUUUGGGUUGCAAACUCUGGCUAAUGUUUCCUGGGGUGGACAAGGUCAGCUUCCUAUUUGGCGCCAUUUUUUCCCACAAGAAUUCCAUGCUCUUGCAGAACUUCAGAGAAGGGAGGUCUGUGAUCCGUUGUGCAUGAUCAUAUACACUUGUUGUGAUGGAAAUCCUGAGCUACUUAAAGAGCUUUGCAGUGAAUCAGGGUUGCCUAUAGCAGGGGAAAUUGUACGGACUGCUGCUGCAGCAGUUGGUUUUGGAGAAGAUUGGUUGAAGUUGCUUCUUUCAAAAAUCUGCUUAGAAGAACCUCACUUUCCCGUACUCUUCUCUAAAUUGUCCCAUGUCGGUGCUGGUACAAAAGAUGAAGAUGCUGAGGUUGAAAAUGGCAUUUUCUCAACUGAACAAGCAUUUCUUUUGAAGAUUGUAUCAGAGAUAUUGAAUGAGCGACUUGAAGACAUUGCAGUAAGGAAUGAUUUUACUUUGUGUGUUCUUGCAAUAUUCAAGAGGUCUUUUGAGGUUGUUAUUGGUUGUGGUAUGAGAGGAAAAUCUGGGCUUCCAACAGGCUUCACAGCCAUAGAUGUUUUGGGUUACUCACUAACAAUUUUGAGAGAUAUAUGUGCAGUAGAGGGUCAAAGAAGCUCCGAGGAAGAACCCGUGGAUGCUGAUGAUAUGUUACUGUCCUCAGGACUCGUUGAGUUGCUUUUAUGUGUGCUUCGCAGUCUUGAACCACCAACAAUAAUCAAGAAAGCCAUCAAACAGAGUGAGAACCAAGAGGGAACAAACUCUUCUUGCUCGCUGAAGCCUUGCCCUUACAGAGGAUUCAGGAGAGACAUUGUUGCUGUGAUUGGCAAUUGUACCUAUAGAAGAAAGCGAGUACAAGAUGAAAUCAGACAGAAGAAUGGAAUACUUCUGCUCUUACAGCAAUGUGUUGCUGAUGAAGAGAAUCCAUUCUUGAGGGAGUGGGGCAUUUGGUCUGUAAGGAAUUUGUUGGAAGGGAACGCAGAAAACCAACAGAAUGUUGCUGAGCUGGAGCUUCAAGGAUCUGUCGAGGUGCCUGAACUUGCUGGACUUGGUCUCCGUGUAGAGGUGGACCCUGAAACUCGGCGUGCAAAACUUGUAAAUAUCUCGUGAACAAGUUUCCAAGCUCCAAAGAAGAUUGCAGUUCACAUCUUUGCCUUAUUCGUUGGUUUGAUUUAUGAGAAAAAUUGCAGAGACUUCUUGCUUACAGAAGUCGAGCCACAAGAAACUGAUUGAAGACUAUACUAGGAUCCUAAUUUUUCUUCAAGAUUCAACAAUUUUUAGAUCAUGUUGAGCUUGAUGGCUAAUUUUUCCCUUUUUUCUUUCUGUCAUGAAAUUCUCUUAGGAUUUGCUGGAUCUUCUUUAAUUAUAUCACACUAUUGUUUCAUC